Sorghum bicolor (sorghum) is the source of this 1369-nucleotide messenger RNA. RefSeq lists its product as uncharacterized. The coding region runs from base 206 to 1168 and encodes 320 amino acids. Gene Ontology annotation, molecular function: oxidoreductase activity, acting on the CH-CH group of donors. The transcript is spliced from 3 exons. Gene Ontology annotation, cellular component: membrane. Lineage: Eukaryota; Viridiplantae; Streptophyta; Magnoliopsida; Poales; Poaceae. Gene Ontology annotation, biological process: lipid metabolic process. The record is from RefSeq and is a predicted model, not a curated record.
AACACAUCAAGAAUGAUUAACGAGAGUAUGGAGAGUGCUGCACCGCCGCGCUGACGCUGUUGUUGUUGAUGCCUCUUCUUCUGUGUUUAGAAGCAGCAGCACUAUAAAUUCCAUGGCAUCGCAUCCCAUCCCUCUACAAGGCAGAGAGCAGCUCCAUUGCCGCUAGCUCAGCACGUACGAGUGACGAAGCACACCACCGAUCGCCAUGGCCGGCGGCAACCUCAAGAACAUGUUCGUCGCCUUGCUCGUCCCGCUCCCCUCCAUCCUCUUCUACCUCUCCUUCGUCCGCGCCGGCGGGGACACCGGCGCCAGCACGCUCUCCUCCUGGUGCGCCGCGCACCCUCUGCUCCUCGCUAACAUCCUCUUCUUCCUCAACGUCGACGUCCUCUUCUGGCUCGUCGGACUCCUCCUCUCCAACCACUGGCUCAUUGACCUGUACUGGACCGUCAUCCCGGUGAUGCUGCUGCACUAUUACCGCGGCCACCCGGCGUCCGUGGCGGACGCGGUGAGGUCGGCGGUGGCCGUCGCACUCACCUGGCUGUGGAGCGCCAGGCUCACGCACAACUACCUCAGGCGGGAGGGGUGGGAGUUUGGCAAGAGGGAGGACUGGAGGUUCAACGAGAUGCGCGGCCAGUAUGGCAAGACCUGGUGGUGGAUGUCAUUCUUCGCCGUCUACCUCUCCCAGCAGGUGUUCCUGAUCGGCAUCUGCCUGCCCAUGUACGCCAUCCACUCCAGCAACCAGCAAUGGGGCAUCUGGGACUUUGUGGCCACAGCCGCUUGCAUUGUCGGAAUAGUCAUUGCUCACUUUGCCGACACCCAGCUGCACAAGUUUGUCACCAGGAACGAGAAGCUGAAGAAGCUGGGUGAGCCAACCGUCCCAACCCUUGAGGAUGGCCUGUGGCGGUACUCACGCCACCCCAACUACUUUGGCGAGCAGCUCUGGUGGUGGGGCUUGUACCUCUUUGCCUGGAACUUGGGCCAGCAGUGGAUGUUCGUCGGGCCUCUCAUCAACAGCCUGUGCCUUGGCUAUGUCACGGUGCUGGUUGAGCGCCGCAUGCUGAAGCAGGAGCACCGUGCUGAGGCGUACAAGCUGUACCAGAAGAGGACGUCGGUGUGGAUCCCUUGGUUCAGGAAGGCUGUCCCUGAAUCGAAGCUGAAGGAGACCUAAGGUCACAGUGUAGUCUAUUUGGGCCCUGCCCCUUGUCCAGGUUGUUCACCAUGUUGUUGUUCCAUCCCACCGCCAUGUCUAGUAUUUGUCGUUUCAUCCGCUAUGUGCAAUUAACUAUAUGUGCAUGAAGUGCAGCUUGUAUCAUGAUGACCUGUUUUAAGGUGUAAGUUAAUAAUAAUGUAUCUACAUUUAUCUGCCUGA